CUUUUUCUUUUGAUGAUAAAAGCAUUUGCAUGAUGCUUUCGAACACCUUUCUCUUUUUUCUCCACUUUUUUUUUUUUGGUUUCUCUCUCGCUCUAGGAUCGUGCUUUAAUCACUUCUGUCAUUUUUCUGUGCCUAGAAUGGUGCUUGGUUUUAAUUUUGCCAUUUUCUCUCUCUAGAAUACAAUAAAGUGAAUCUCUCUCUUAAAUGAUGCUUAUUUUGUUACUUUCUCUCUCUGGAAGACGCUAUUUAGCUGAAUUGCUCUCUUGUUUCUCUCUCUAGAAUGAUGAUGCUUUAAUUUUAAGAUCUCAUUUUCCCUUUCUAGACGAUGGGUGUGUGUAUAUAUGGAAAGUGCAAAUAUUACUUUUAUUUUUAUUUUCAUUUUUUUUCCUUAUUAAUACAAGCUACCUAACAUCAACUUUUAGAUUAUGCUUUAACUCUCUCCAUUCAAACCAGUAAAACUGUUGAAUUUUAUUUCUGUCCCUGAAAAUUGCAAAAGAAUCUUGCCUUCUCUUUGUUUUAUUUAUUUUCUAAAUCUUAAUAUUUGAGAGUGACUGCUAGUGGACUGUGGGAUCCUUUAGAUCAAAGACUGCUGGAAAUCACAAGAGUGCUAUUAAGAUAGACGACGAGGGUAAAGUAGUCAUUAUCAUGUUGGGAGGAAUGGUGUGUCUGUCGUGUGUCUGGAUCAUAGCACCUAUGUACAGUAAGGAGACGCCAAGAGAAUCUAACAUAGAUUUGACUUUUAAACUCCACAUGUCCUCUGAAGUUGGAGCAAUUAAUUUUUGUACCAAUAGCAAAAAGAUUUUUGGCCUUGCUUCUUUUCUCUGUGUGUAUUAAAGGGCUUUUAAUGUUGAUUAUUGAGAACUAUUAUUUAUAUCCAAACAUGUUUCACUCAGAUAACAGAUUUUUUUGUGUAAAUACCUUUUGGAAUUUGUAUUUCAUUGCCAGAAAGGAUAAUUUUGUGGCUGAUUGGACAGCCAAAACAUGGUAUUUGCUGUCUAGAUUCUGUGAUUUGAUAUCCAAACCUCCAGAUAAACCAUACUUUUUGCUGAGAAAUAUUUCUUCCUUUCUUCCUCAGCAAUGAAUUAAUUCCUUGGUUAAGAAAUAAAACAAAAUAAGAUUUACGGGCAAAAAUUAUUGGACUGCUUUGACUUUUUUUCUUUUUAAAAAUGCUAUUCUGCUACAUGCUGCUUAUUGUUUUAGUGAUUAGUAAUCUUAGUUUUGGUCUGAUUUUUUUUGGCAAGUAAACUGAGACAAUAGUACUGUUUGUUGUUUGGAAUAAAUAUGAAGUAAAUAAUCUAUUUUUCGUAAGAGCAAAUAUGAUCAUGAUUGGAAGGAAGAGAAGAAAAUUACAUCAAUGUUCCUGGAUUGAAUAUGAUAUCUACUAACAAGCAAGUGCAUUGGAUGGAAAUGAAGUACAGAAGGCAAAAGAAUAAUGCUGUUUUAGGUGUAAUAUAUGAGAAGUAUCAUGUCUAUUAUGGAGGUGCAGAAGAAGAGAGAAAAGCCAACUACACUGACAUGGUCAAUAAAUACUAUGAUCUUGUUACUAGCUUUUAUGAGUUCGGCUGGGGAGAGUCUUUCCAUUUUGCACACAGAUUUAAAGGGGAGUCUCUUCGAGAAAGCAUCAAACGACAUGAACACUUUCUGGCUUUACAGCUUGGCCUGAAACCUGGACAGAAGGUUUUGGAUGUUGGAUGUGGAAUUGGUGGACCACUAAGAGAAAUUUCUCGUUUCAGUUUGACAUCAGUUACAGGGUUGAACAACAAUGAAUAUCAGAUCACAAGAGGAAAGGUACUAAAUCGCAUAGCAGGAGUGGACAAGACCUGUGAUUUUGUAAAGGCCGACUUCAUGAAAAUGCCAUUUCCUGCCAAUAGUUUUGAUGCAGUGUAUGCAAUUGAAGCUACUUGCCAUGCACCAGAUGCAUACGGAUGCUACAGUGAGAUUUACAGAGUAUUGAAGCCUGGGCAAUUUUUUGCCGCAUAUGAGUGGUGCAUGACUGAUUCCUUUGAUCCCAAUAACCAAGAACAUCAGAAAAUUAAGGCAGAGAUCGAAAUUGGCGAUGGCCUUCCAGAUAUUAGGUUAACUGGGCAAUGCAUUGAAGCUCUCAAAAAAGCUGGUUUUGAUGUCAUAUGGUCAGGUGAUCUUACAGCAAGCUCACCUGUCCCAUGGUACUUGCCUCUGGACAAAAAUCAAUACUCUCUGACUGGUUUCCGGUUAACAGCUAUUGGAAGAUUUUUCACUAGAAACAUGAUAAAGGCUCUAGAAUUUGCAGGACUUGCUCCGAAGGGAAGUCAAAGGGUUCAAGAUUUUCUUGAGAAGGCUGCGGAGGGAUUAGUGGAAGGUGGAAGGAAGGAGAUUUUCACACCAAUGUUCUUCUUCCUGGCUCAGAAACCACAUUCAGAGAACCAGUAAGGAGACUUCCACACCCUAAUGCAAAUUAAAUAGCCUGCUGCUUCUAACUAUGAAAUCUUCCUGGACAUUGUGACUGGGUAGAUACGUUUCUAAUUGCUAUAACAAAGAUAGGCAGCUUCUUCCAUGCUUAUGCAAUGUCUCAUCCGCGUUCAAUUUCUAGAGUUUUGGUUUUGUACCUCUUGCUGUUUGCUCGUCUUCAUGUCAUCAAACUUCUGCUCCAUUCUGGUUUCUUAUGCAAUCUAACAAAUUUAGUUGACAUUGAUUCUUGCCUGAUAUUUCUGUAUGGUCCCAUUCUUGUUAUAUCAAAUUUUCUGUUAUUUU
Messenger RNA from Ricinus communis (castor bean), 2730 nucleotides. RefSeq names its product cycloartenol-C-24-methyltransferase. The transcript is spliced from 13 exons. Gene Ontology annotation, biological process: sterol biosynthetic process. Gene Ontology annotation, cellular component: endoplasmic reticulum. Lineage: Eukaryota; Viridiplantae; Streptophyta; Magnoliopsida; Malpighiales; Euphorbiaceae. The coding region runs from base 1372 to 2409 and encodes 345 amino acids. Gene Ontology annotation, molecular function: sterol 24-C-methyltransferase activity. The record is from RefSeq and is a predicted model, not a curated record.